Molecule: messenger RNA, 1752 nt
Organism: Schistocerca cancellata (South American locust)
Lineage: Eukaryota; Metazoa; Arthropoda; Insecta; Orthoptera; Acrididae
Product: endocuticle structural glycoprotein SgAbd-8-like
Exons: 3
Coding region: 71-487 (138 amino acids)
Cellular component (GO): chitin-based extracellular matrix
Molecular function (GO): structural constituent of chitin-based larval cuticle
Source: RefSeq, a predicted model, not a curated record
GAACAGCAUCAGUCGCCAUCCGGUGAUCCUACCUACAGUGGUCCUCACAGCACAACGAGCAGCAACAGCCAUGAAGACGGUCGCAGUCCUGAUGAUGGUCGUCGUUUCGGCGGUGGUCGCUAGGCCACAGGCCCCUAGCGGACAGAACACGUCACCAAUCCCGAUCAUCAGCUAUGUCAACGAGGGUGUCAACUUUGACGGUUCCUACAAAUGGAGCUACGAGACGGGCAACGAGAUCCGCGCCCAGGAGGAGGGCUACCUGAAGAACGCCGGCAACCCUGAGACCGAGGGCCAGGCGGCGCAGGGCUCUUACUCUUACACGGCGCCCGACGGCACACGCAUCGAGCUGACGUACACGGCCGACGAGAACGGCUUCGUUCCCCAAGGAGCCCACCUGCCCACGCCGCCACCCAUCCCUGAGGCUAUCCAGCGCGCCCUCGACUUCAUCGCCAGCCAGCCGCCGCAGCCCGAGGACAACCAGCAGUAGACCGUCCGGGACGCUGAACACACACAUACACACUCCCCCGACUUCGGACCGAACAGCGCUUGACACGUGAAGCUUCUCCGCGCCGCUCUUUUGCCAGACACUCCGUCGCCGCCCGAGUAUAAAUACUUCCUCGCUCAUGCGACUGCAUCCCACUAACACGAAAGGACACUUCCUUUACUUACGUAGUCCGUAACGCGAAGAAUUCUCGCAUGUCCCAAGUCUAAAGCUGCAUCCGUCAGGCAAAGUAGCAGCACGGAGAAACAUUGAGACGCUUCUUGCGGCCGCCUGGCGAUCUAAAACAAUAAACUCACAACAUAUAAAGAGCAGUUGAUUCACCACCCAGCACGUGUUGCUUACUCACAAACAACUCGCUCUAUAAGGAAAACCCAUAGCCGUAAAUAGCUCUUGGACUCAGUACUGUGCAACAAAACAGAAUCAUCAAAAUUACUGUAGAGUUCUAUGGUACCAGCGUGUAAUAGCUCUUGUCUCCAAGCAAACUUCAUCUGUAUUGGGAAUGACCGACAGUUGUGUCACAGUUGGUGUUUGGGUACUGGGAAACAUUAAAGAAACAGCCCUUCCAGUAAGUUGUCCAAUAACAAGUUGUUCUGCGGCUUGUUAGAUGGCUCAGUGCCAUGCCACAGUACGAUUCCAGCAUUGACAAAAGCCACAGCCGUAAUGUCCAAGGUCUCGCCCGCACAACUCAUCGGCAUGCUGGGUAGAGCGCGCCGGCAGCGAUGUGUCGCCUGUGUCACUAUGGAAAUCCUCCACGCGACGCCCGACAUUUUCGCACGAAAUAUAUCGCCGCGAACGUCCUGUGGAAUUGGCAACUGGACGGGCGUCUCCGUGGCGCAGAUUCCGUAUUCCGGUGGCGUCCCACGUCUCCAAGGCUAGACUCGAUGCGACGCUGACGUGACCUUUCUGUUUCUGUACGUUUCAGUACAGCUACUGUCACAUGAAAAUCGCCUCGCCGACAGGCUGCCGUAGUAGCGUCUCCGUGUCAAUAGGACUACUGUGCAUAUUUGUAUACACACCGUACUUAAAGGACCAUUUUCAGGUUCCCAUACUGCCACGUAUCGCUCCACGUAUCUAUGUUUUGUAUGUAUUUAAUUGUGUAUUCAUUUUACUGGGUAGUCUUACCCUUUCCUUGCUUCGGAAGAAGUGGCGACAACCGAAGCAGUCGCCGUCUUCAAUGCCAUUACUCAUGUUUUAUAUCCUAUAUGCUACUGUAUCAUCGAUGGUAUGCGCAAUAAAAAGUUUUAAACAAA